Daldinia caldariorum is the source of this 1693-nucleotide messenger RNA. RefSeq names its product DNA repair protein rhp51. Gene Ontology annotation, biological process: mitotic recombination-dependent replication fork processing; mitotic recombination; DNA strand invasion. The record is from RefSeq and is a predicted model, not a curated record. Bases 304 to 1344 code for a protein of 346 amino acids. The transcript has 3 exons. NCBI's taxonomy places the organism in Eukaryota, Fungi, Ascomycota, Sordariomycetes, Xylariales, Hypoxylaceae. Gene Ontology annotation, molecular function: double-stranded DNA binding; ATP hydrolysis activity; ATP binding. Gene Ontology annotation, cellular component: condensed nuclear chromosome.
AAACAGCCAAACAGGCCAAGCAAGCCUAAAAGUUCCUUGUGGAGACUAACAAGUGGGUACAAUACAUACCUAACUUGCCAACCUGACCUUCCCUGGCUAGAUCCGAAGUUAAAUUGAUUUUUAUUUCUCACGUGCUUCCGCGAUUUCCAUUUGUUUUCUCGCCACAUUUCGCGUUCGACGCGUCUAUAAAGUCUCAAAUCAAGUUUACCCACAGACACACACACACUAUUUUCUCUUUCUCUUGCCCUUAUAUUCAAAGUUUAUCCUGCUAAGUCAAGGCACAGACAGGUACAGCUUGCAAAUAUGGCGGAGGAAUACGAAGAUGGAGCUGACGACAGUGGACCGACUGGUCCUGGUGCGCCAACGCCCAUCCACGCCCUAGAGGGCCUUUCAGGCUUGACGAAGCGCGAUUGUCAGCUUCUGUCUGAGGGAGGCUAUCAGACCGUCGAGUCGGUCGCUUACACUCCAAGACGUAUCUUGGAGCAGGUCAAGGGAAUAUCAGAACAGAAGGCAGUCAAAAUCCUUGCUGAAGCAUCUAAAUUGGUUCCUAUGGGCUUCACAACUGCUACUGAGAUGCACCUACGAAGAAGUGAACUGAUUUCCAUCACUACGGGAUCGAAGAACCUGGAUACUCUGCUAGCCGGUGGUAUCGAGACCGGCUCGGUGACAGAGCUCUUCGGCGAGUUUCGUACCGGGAAAAGUCAGAUCUGCCAUACCCUCGCAGUCACAUGCCAAUUACCCUUUGACAUGGGCGGCGGCGAGGGCAAAUGUCUGUAUAUCGAUACGGAAGGCACAUUCAGACCAGUACGGCUCCUCGCCGUGGCCAACCGCUAUGGUCUAUCCGGCGAGGAAGUCCUGGACAAUGUCGCCUAUGCUCGCGCCUACAACUCAGACCAUCAGCUGCAGCUCCUAACUCAAGCCGCCACCAUGAUGUGCGAGACCCGGUUCUCGCUGCUCAUCGUAGAUAGCGCUACAUCUUUGUACCGCACAGAUUUCCUCGGUCGAGGAGAACUGUCGUCCAGACAGACCCACCUGGCCAAAUUCAUGCGUACGCUACAACGGCUGGCCGACGAAUUUGGCAUCGCCGUAGUCAUCACCAACCAAGUCGUAGCGCAAGUUGACGGUGGUCCGUCUUCCAUGUUUAAUCCGGAUCCCAAGAAGCCCAUCGGCGGUAAUAUCAUCGCGCACGCCAGUACGACGCGAAUCAGUUUAAAGAAAGGCCGUGGUGAGACCCGUAUCGCCAAGAUCUACGACAGUCCCUGCUUACCCGAAAGCGAUUGUCUAUUUGCCAUCGGUGAGGACGGCAUCGGGGACCCGGCACCCAAGGAUAUGGAAAAGGAGUAAUGAUUAGUCUGGUGCAUAGACCGCAUUAAUCAGGUACCAAGAUAAGUUUUGGAAGUGGUCUGAAGUUAUACCGCUUAGGAAAGGAAAGGGGGGACGAAGGAAAUGACUACGGGAUAUGAUGGCUGGGUUUCUUCACGAGUGGCAUGCAUGCAUGGCUUUGGCGUUUCGAAGGGAGGUAACUGACUGCAUGCUUGGAGCUUUAUGUAUUUCCUUGUUUUUUACGCUCUAUAUUUCUCAAGCAUUCGUCGUAUUUUAAGGUUGGCAGAGGGCCUCAGGUCCGAGACGGCUUCUAUUCCAACGUAAUAUACACCCUAUAAUAGCCGCUUAAUCCUAAGUUUACGAGAGCAUC